This is a messenger RNA of Nylanderia fulva, 2003 nucleotides long. RefSeq names its product solute carrier family 35 member E1 homolog. The record is from RefSeq and is a predicted model, not a curated record. NCBI's taxonomy places the organism in Eukaryota, Metazoa, Arthropoda, Insecta, Hymenoptera, Formicidae.
UCAGGAUCUCCCUUAUUGAUGAUUAUAUGAGAAGCACCGGCGUAGCCGGGUUCUCAGACUUCGCUGUGGCGCAACCCGGGCUGGGAGUUGCGAAUUCGGAUGGAUAUCGCGUAGUGUGAAAAACCGGGAGUGAGUUUUGACAGCUCCGAGAACAGGAUGGAUGACAGACGGAACAAUCGCGAGGUGGUGACGGUGCUGUUCCUGUGUCUGCUGUGGUACGUCGUCUCCAGCAGCAGCAACGUCGUCGGGAAGAUGUUGCUGUCCGAGUUUCCGUAUCCUCUCACCGUCACCAUGGUCCAGCUGACCUCGAUCACCCUCUACUCCGAUCCGUUUUUCAACCUCUGGGGCGUGAGACGUUACACGUCCAAUAUUACGUGGAGCUAUUACCUGAGGCUCAUCGUCCCCCUGGCCUUAGGCAAAUUUCUCGCGAACGUGUUCAGCCACGUCAGCAUCUGGAAAGUACCUGUCUCCUAUGCUCAUACUGUGAAGGCUACAAUGCCCCUCUUUACGGUAGCCCUGUCAAGAAUAAUACUUCGGGAGCAACAGACAUGGAGAGUCUACCUGAGUCUGGUACCAAUAGUGGGUGGCGUAGCAGUUGCCACGUUGACAGAGCUUAGUUUCAACAUGAUUGGCCUGAUAAGUGCGCUAGCAUCCACCAUGGCAUUUUCCCUGCAGAAUAUUUACUCCAAAAAGGUACUGCAUGACACAGGGAUACAUCACUUACGGCUACUGUACAUCCUUGGUCGUCUAGCUCUGUUUAUGUUUCUACCGAUUUGGGGUAUAUGCGAUUUGUACCGUUUGAUAUACGAACCGAUGAUAAAACCAUCGACAGAGACAAGUUAUUAUAUAUUAGGAUUGUUGUUUUUAGACGGCAUAUUGAACUGGUUUCAAAAUAUUAUCGCGUUUUCCGUGCUAUCUAUCGUGACUCCUUUAACAUAUGCGGUGGCCAGCGCGAGUAAACGUAUAUUCGUGAUCGCAGUGACGUUAUUCGUUCUCGGCAAUCCGGUUACGUGGCUGAAUAUAUUCGGCAUGACUAUGGCCAUAUUUGGAGUACUGUGUUACAAUAAGGCCAAGUAUAAUCAAAGAAUGGAGAAACAAAAGGAGACGGUUCUUCCGAAGUAUCAUAAUUUAAGGCAGAAUGGUAACAGUUCUUUCAUGGUGAAUGGAUUUGCCAGUAAACAGUAUCAAUCAUUUGCAAUCUAGUCUCAAUUCAUAGUUUUAUUUUGACGAUUUCAUGAAUCUUCUGGAAUAUUUAUUUCUGCCCAUGAAUUAGUUUCAUUCAGCGCGCGACAAAAUACUAAUAUGAUUUGUUAUGUUAUGUGGAAGAAACUCAUGACCAAUUAUUGUGUAUGGAUGGGUGUGUAUUUUUGACUUGUAUAAGUAUUGCAGGAAAAAGCGUGAUUUAUAUUGCUCGAAUUUCAUCGUGAAAAUCACUCGAUAUUUCUUAGCUAAUAAAAAAUAUUAUAUUUUCGUACUGCGCUCGUUGUGAAUUCGAUUUAAUUUCUCCAUUCUGAACCUGCGGGUAAGGUAUGAUUACAUAAUUCAAAAAUAUAGUCUUCUAGCUGAUUGCUGGUUCAAUUAGCAUUAAUCACGAAAUUACAUUCCUGCAAAUCGCUUAGAAUAAUGAAAGGUACGCAAUGUGUUACACACUAACGACAUCCUGUUAUUUGAUAUAUGCGAUGCAGUAUUUAUUAAUACAUAGAAAUUGAAAAUUCUGUUAGAUACUAAAUAAUUCAACUGUUAUAACACGGUUUAUGUACUUUUGAACGUUGUACUAUAUUCAGUGUUGUGUCCAAUUUUAUUUAAACAGUUCUUCAGGUUUUAAUCCAUUAUACGAGAGAAAACUUAUAUAAAUAUGUUUAUAAAAUGUCAAUAUACUGUACAGGCGCAUUGUACGUUGAAGAUGUGCGUGCGUGCGUGUAAGUUCUAUUUAGGAGAGGACGUUCUAGCUGAAAAACCAAUCUAUACAUUUAUUUUUAUAAAUAUACACGUGUACAAAAAUA